AUGUCCGACAUCAUCGCCUGGCUGGUCCCUACGGCACGCAACUCGAUCGCCGAUAAGACAACCUACCUCGCCUGCAACAUCUCCCGUACCGUCCAAACAACAUCCUCAGAAACCCUCACAUCCCGCCUUCCAAACCUCCUCGGCAGCCGUCCCUCCCGCGCCAUCAAGCUCUCCUUCGACUCACCACCCAAACGUCCAGGCUCUUUCGUUCUAGGCUCUGACCCAUCCAAGUGCGAUGUCGUACUUCCCACAAUGCCAGGAAUCGACGCACGACACUGCGAGUUGAGCUUCGAUGCUGAAGGUCGUCUUGUACUGAAUGACUAUUCACAAGCGGGAACUCAAGUCUGGUAUGAUUGGGAGAGUAACGGUGAUCAGACGGAUUAUACCUGGAUCCUCAGCUCGGGUGCGCAGACGGGAUUUCCGAGUAUGGUGCAACGCAUUACAGUUGAUAUUCAGGGCGUGAGAUUCCAGGUCGUCGUUAAUGAUCAUUCCGACGACUGGGACGCUUAUCACGAUAAAGUCGAGGAUUUCGUUCGACAGCCUGCUUGGUCGCAGGGUCUUUCUGCUGGAUGGGAUCGAGGAUCGAUCACCCCUGUUGCGCCGCUCUUUUCCAACGCUCCUCUCUUUCAGCAUAUCCUCGUCAAGGCAUUGGGCGAAGAGCCCGUGGGAGAAGUAUACCUGUGGAAUCUGGCUCGACCUUGGGAGCCUAUGGUCAAGGCUGCCGCAUAA
Fusarium coffeatum is the source of this 729-nucleotide messenger RNA. RefSeq lists its product as uncharacterized. Gene Ontology annotation, molecular function: protein binding. NCBI's taxonomy places the organism in Eukaryota, Fungi, Ascomycota, Sordariomycetes, Hypocreales, Nectriaceae. Bases 1 to 729 code for a protein of 242 amino acids. The transcript has a single exon. The record is from RefSeq and is a predicted model, not a curated record.